AGAGAGGGAGGGAGGGUGUGGAAAGGUGAAGGAAGCGUAGCGGUGAGGGUGAUACUGAUGAGAGAGAUGGAAGGGAGAGAGUCAGGGUCAGGGUCAGAGUCAGGUGCAAUCGCUUCAACUGCAACUGCAGCUGCAACGCGGCCAUCUCUAAAAUCGAAUUCUCAAUUCAACAAAUACCAAUUCUGGAAACAAAAGUUGAGGGAGAAUUGUUUCAAAAGGGUGCGAGACGACAGAAACCGCUUGCUCUGGAAAGUAAGGUCUCAAUCAUCUAACCAACACCAGGAUAUUGUCACAACUGCUUUCCAGGAUAUUGUAUCCGAUGAACUCAACAAAAUCAAACACUCAUCGAUUCAUAACAUUCCAAUUUCUGAUUCUGAGAUGGAUGAUCUAUUAUGGGACUAUCAGGGUCUCCAUACUAGUUACCAGGGUGAAUGCCAAGAGAUACUCUUAGAAAUGCAAAGGAUAUUUUAUGAAAAUCUCAAAUCCGAACCACCCAUUGAAGAUUUAGAAAACGAAAUUGAAACAUGGGAAGAUGAAGUGGAUGAGUACUUGGCUCGUGCAGUUUAUGAGCACAUGCAGCUAAAUGCAGAUAAGGGGCAUAGAGAAGAGAUUUGGUGUCCUAUUUGUAAGCAAGGAGAGCUUAAAGACAGUCACAAUGUUAUACACUGCACUCGUUGUGAUCUUAAACUAAACAAAGCCAAUGAGCUUACUUUGGACUUUUUGCGGGACCGGCUGGCUGAAGUUCAUACAGAGCAUCUUGACAGGGGCUGCAGAUUGAAACCCAGAUUUUGUAUAAAGACAAAUUUUAAUUUAACUGCAUUAUACAUUUCAUGUGAAGGUUGUGAUACAUUUGAGGUUGUAAUUUAACAAUUUCGUUAGUGCUUGUGACAUAAUUAACAGAGGUUC
This is a messenger RNA of Gastrolobium bilobum, 906 nucleotides long. RefSeq lists its product as uncharacterized. The coding region runs from base 58 to 867 and encodes 269 amino acids. Lineage: Eukaryota; Viridiplantae; Streptophyta; Magnoliopsida; Fabales; Fabaceae. The transcript is spliced from 6 exons. Gene Ontology annotation, biological process: protein import into nucleus. The record is from RefSeq and is a predicted model, not a curated record. Gene Ontology annotation, cellular component: nucleus.